This is a messenger RNA of Loxodonta africana (African savanna elephant), 1266 nucleotides long. RefSeq names its product SAC3 domain containing 1 (gene SAC3D1). The coding region runs from base 87 to 1163 and encodes 358 amino acids. Lineage: Eukaryota; Metazoa; Chordata; Mammalia; Proboscidea; Elephantidae. Gene Ontology annotation, biological process: spindle assembly; centrosome duplication. The transcript is spliced from 2 exons. The record is from RefSeq and is a predicted model, not a curated record. Gene Ontology annotation, cellular component: centrosome; spindle; nucleus.
CCCGGCGUGCCGGCCCGCAGAAUGGGGCGAGUGGUCGCCGCAGGCCCCGGGAUGCUGAGUGUCGGCCCUUUCCCCGCAGCCCACCCAUGCCCGGCUGCGAGCUGCCCGUGGGCACGUGCCCGGACAUGUGCCCGGCCGCUGAGCGCGCCCAGCGGGAAAAGGAGCGCCGCCUGCACCGCUUCGAGGUGGUGCCGGGGUGCCGCGGGGACCAGCCCCGGGCCGAUCCGCAGCGCGCCGUGAAGGAGUACAGCCGGCCAGCCGCCGGCAAGCCCCGGCCCCCGCCGAGCCAGCUGCGGCCCCCGCGCGUGCUCCUGGCCGCGGUGCGCUACCUGGCCGGCGAGGUGGCCGAGCGCGCCGACGCGUCCCGCGCCGAGGUGGCCAGCUUCGUGGCGGACCGGCUGCGCGCCGUGCGGCUGGACCUGGCCUUGCAGAGCGCGGGCGACGCCGAGGCGGCCGUGGUGCUGGAGACGGCGCUGGCCACGCUGCUGGCCGUGGUGGCGCGGCUCGGGCCCGACGCGGCGCGCGGGGCUGUGGACCCGGGGCUGCUGCAGGCCCAGGUGCAGGAGGGCUUCGGUUCGCUGCGGCGCUGCUACGCGCGGGGCGCCGGGCCGCACCCCCGCCAGGCCGCCUUCCAGGGCCUCUUUCUGCUUUAUAACCUGGGCUCUGUGGAGGCUUUGCACGAGAUUCUGCAGCUGCCCGCCACCCUGCGUGCCUGCCCGCCCCUGCGCACAGCCCUGGCCGUCGACUCUGCCUUUCGUGAGGGCAACACUGCCCGUCUGUUCCGACUGCUCCGGACCUUGUCCUACCUGCCAAGCUGCGCCGUGUGUGGCCACGUGGCCCGUGCCCGCCGCAGAGCCCUGGCCCGCCUUGCUCGCGCCCUGAGCACCCCCAAGGGCCAGACCUUGCCCCUGGGCUUCCUGGUGCACCUGCUGGCCCUGGAUGGACCCGAGGAGGCACGGGACCUAUGCCAGGCACACGGGCUGCCUUUGGAUGGGGAGGAGGGAGUUGUGUUCCUGAGGGGUCUCUACAGGGAGGAGGAGCUACUCUGUCCAGGGGCCUGCCAGCUGUUGGUGGACAGCAAACUUCGGGGGCGCACCCUGGAGGAGGUCAUCAUGGCAGAGGAGGAAGAUGAGGUAGUGGACAGACCUGAGUCCGAGGCAUGAGGAAGGGCCGUGCAGUCCCCAGAGCCCCAGGAAUGGGGCAGAGCACUUAGGAUUCUUUACCGGCGUGAUUCUUGGACAAUAAAAGGGACUUGUUAUAUCAGGA